GUGGAAUGGAUGUGAAAAUGAAACGAUAAAAUGUUGCCGUCGUGUUCCCGGCGCGCACAAUCGAUCUCUCACCAUUUUGACAUUUCGUGCAGAAGUGUGCUUUUCGGAAUCACUGGCAAAAAACGUUGAACACAGUACCAACUAUUAAAAUGCCCUGCCCACUCGCUGAAGCUAUCCAAGCCCAAUCAAUUUGGACAAACAAAGCACAAUACGUGGAUGCUGAACGAAAAUUCCACAGCAAGCUGCAAAGUGAUGCGGUAAAUGUUGAGGAAAGUACAAAACCGAUCUCAGAAAAUUCAAAGAAAAAUAAUAAAAAAGGCAAAAAAUCAAAUGCUGAUGCAGAACCAUCCGAUACAGUCGAACAAACUGUAACUGAUACACCCAAAUCGUCCUUCGAUAAAAAGAAUAAAAAUGAUAAAAACGCCAAAAAGCAACAGCAGCAGCAACAACAACAACAGCAACAAAUCGAAAAGAACACAAACGAAGAAGCUACAGCUACUGUUGCCGAUGAUUCAAAGCAAAGUGCUAAGGCAAAAAAGCAAAAAGCCAAAAAAGAAAAAAAAUCUGCCAAGAAGCAGCUUGAAGACAGUAAUAAGAGCAAUGUGUCAUCCAUUUCGGAGGAUAUAUCGAGCACAUCUGAAAAACGCGAUUUGCCCAAAUCCAAAUCGAAACUAAAGCCGGAAACUCCAAAGGCUACCAAAGAGAAACACAACGCAAAACAUGAUCUCGUCAAAGAUGAAAAUACCAAGGUACACGUUUCUGGUGGCGUUUCCGAAGAAUGUACACUUGUCUCCGAAAUCGCAAAAGCGCGUCAACAUCUAAAGAAUUCUUUAGAACGCAUGGACGACAUCGCCGCUUUAGCUGGAAAGGAUGUUCUCGACCGUAUCUCCGCUUUGGAAAAGGAAAAUGCAUCACUCCAUCAAGUGGUCAAUGAAUUGAAAAAGUUGCAAUUACAAUCGGAAAACCGUAUCAAAUCAUUGGAAGAGCGUUUGACCGGCGUUAGUGUUAGUGCUCCAGCAAAAGCACCGGCUGCCCCAGCAGCUGCACCAGCCAAACAAGACGACGAUGACGAUGAUGUCGAUCUCUUUGGUUCAGAUGAAGAAGACGAAGAGGCCGCACGUAUCCGUGAAGAGCGUCUGUCCGCCUAUGCCGCAAAAAAAUCCAAAAAACCAGCCCUCAUCGCAAAGAGUUCCGUUUUGUUGGACGUCAAACCAUGGGACGAUGAAACCGACAUGAAGAAAAUGGAAGAAAAUGUCCGUACCGUCGAAAUGGAAGGUCUUGUUUGGGGUGCCUCAAAAUUGGUGCCAGUCGGCUAUGGUAUCAACAAAUUGCAAAUUAUGUGCGUCAUUGAAGAUGAAAAAGUCUCGACCGAUGAACUCCAAGAGAAAAUCGAAGCCUUUGAAGACUACGUUCAAUCCGUUGACAUUGCUGCAUUCAACAAAAUCUAAAUGCACUCACACAUUUUUUUACAAUUACUUCGUGUCGAUGCGUUGCUUCUUUUUCACUCCUUAGCUUCAUUUAAAUCCAUCGUUUUUUUUUUCAAAAUUUAUGAUGAGUUUUGUUUUCUAUUUUGAAUUUUCUUUUUUCAUUGUUCUUCUUUUAAAAAACAAAUAUCAUCAAUUGAUAAUACAAAACAAUAAUCAAUAUGAAUAUAUAGAAAGAUGCUUUGCAUUCCUAAACUAUUGUGUUGUAGAACAAGUAGCAAUCUCAAAGAUUAUCAAUGUUCUCCUCACCAUUUAGAAGCAGAACGAUAAAAACGGAUAUAAAAUAAAAUCUUUGUCAUUUAAUCGAGAAAAAAAAAUUC
Sitodiplosis mosellana (orange wheat blossom midge) is the source of this 1804-nucleotide messenger RNA. RefSeq names its product elongation factor 1-delta-like. The transcript is spliced from 5 exons. Gene Ontology annotation, cellular component: eukaryotic translation elongation factor 1 complex; cytosol. Gene Ontology annotation, molecular function: translation elongation factor activity; guanyl-nucleotide exchange factor activity. Bases 150 to 1448 code for a protein of 432 amino acids. The record is from RefSeq and is a predicted model, not a curated record. Gene Ontology annotation, biological process: translational elongation. Lineage: Eukaryota; Metazoa; Arthropoda; Insecta; Diptera; Cecidomyiidae.